CUCUCUUAGACAGUAUGACGUCCACACAGAGGUGGCCAGAGAAGGGUUGGGCACUCUUACAGCUCUUGUUGGUGGCCUCUGUCUCUCAGGCUGAGGAGCUGGUGUGCAGGCGGAGAGGGGAUCCUGAGAACCCCCAGCUAUCUAAGGAUGGGGACAUUAUGUUGGGGGGAAUCUUCUCUUUCCACAGCAGUUGGAAAGAUAGACAGGAUACCUACAUGCACAAACCACUGCCACUGCAAUGCACCAGUUUGAAUUUCAGAGGGUUCCAGUAUGCCCAGGCUAUGCUCUUUGCAAUAGAGGAAAUAAAUAACAGUACAGAUCUACUGCCUGGCAUCUCUCUGGGCUAUAAGAUCUAUGAUGCCUGUACCUCCAUUGUCAGAGGUGUGAAGGUCGCACUGGACUUGACGAAUGGUAAUGACGUGGUAUCUGCACCCUCUGAAGCACCAUGUACCAGACCGGCCCAAGUGCAGGCCAUUAUGGGAGAGACCUCUUCCUCUCCUUGCAUGGCUAUAGCUACUGUCAUCGGACCCUUUCAUAUCCCGAUGAUCAGCCACUUUGCUACUUGUGCUUGUCUCAGUGAUAAAACCAAGUACCCAUCCUUCCUCAGAACAAUACCCAGUGACUACUACCAGAGCAGAGCCCUGGCCCAGCUGGUCAAGCACUUUGGUUGGACUUGGGUUGGAGCUAUUAGAACAAAUGAUGAUUAUGGCAACAAUGGCAUGGCCACAUUCACAGAAACCGCCCAGCAGCUGGGCAUCUGUCUGGAGUACUCUGUUUCUUUCUUUAGAACAGAUCCACCAGAGAAAAUACAAAAGAUAGUUGACAUUAUCAAGUCUUCCACUUCCAAGGUGAUUGUCACUUUUCUCUCCCCCACGGAUAUGGAUUUGCUAAUACACGCGUUGUCUCACCACAACUUGACUGGAUACCAGUGGGUAGGCAGUGAGAGCUGGAUCUUUGAUUCCCAAACUGCAGCCAUGGAUAGCCAUCACAUUCUGGAUGGUGCCAUAGGCCUGUCCAUCCCCAAAGCACAUGUCAAUGGCAUGAGAGAGUUCAUGCUGGAUGUGAAGCCGCUCAAUUCAUCUAGUGAUGAAAUGUUUACAGAGUUUUGGGAGACAUUAUUUAACUGUAGUUUCAAGCAGUCAAAAUCAUCAGCAGGGAAUCAAAGAGAAUGUACUGGACAUGAAGAUCUGACUGGAGUGCAAAACAGCUUCACUGAUAUGUCACUCAUGCCUAUCUUUAACAAUGUCUAUAAAGGAGUGUAUGCUGUGGCCCACGCACUUCAUAGUAUUCUCAGCUGUAAUAAAACAUGUAACAACAAGGUGCAGCUAGAUCCAUUCACGAUGUUACAGCACAUAAGAAAGAUUCACUUCAAAACAAAGGAAGGAGAUGAGGUUUACUUUAAUGAGAAUGGAGACCCAGCAGCAAAGUAUGAAAUUGUUAAUUGGCAGCCAACAGAAAAUGGCAUUGUGGACUUUGUCACAGUUGGUCUUCAUGAUGCAUCUUUACCUGCAGACAAACAGCUGAAUCUGCAAAAUAAGUAUUUAAUUUGGACACAGAAUUCACAACAGGUGCCUUUGUCAGUUUGCAGUGAGAAAUGUCCCCCAGGAACUCGCAAGGUUCUGCAGAAAGGAAAGCCUGUCUGCUGCUAUGACUGUUUAAGAUGUGCAGAUGGAGAAAUAAGCAACAUUACUGAUUCUAUCACCUGUGUGCGAUGCCACCCUGAGUUCUGGUCAAAUGAGAGAAGAGAUGCCUGUGUAAAGAAGGAGGCAGAGUUUCUGUCAUAUAUAGAGAUUAUAGGAGCACUGCUCACUGCAGCCUCCCUAUUUGGAACAUGCAUGACUGCUGUUGUGGCAUUCAUUUUCUUCAGAUACAGGCAGACUCCUAUUGUCAGGGCCAACAACUCUGAGCUGAGCUUCCUGCUGCUCUUCUCCUUGACUUUGUGUUUCCUGUGUUCUCUGACCUUCAUCGGCCGGCCUUCUGAGUGGUCCUGCAUGCUGCGACACACAGCAUUCGGCAUCACCUUUGUCCUCUGUAUCUCUUGUGUUCUGGGGAAAACAAUAGUGGUGUUAAUGGCCUUCAGGGCCACACUUCCAGGUAGUAAUGUGAUGAAAUGGUUUGGGCCUGCACAGCAGAAACUCAGUGUUCUGGGUUUCACUCUUAUUCAAGUUGUCAUAUGUAUCCUCUGGUUAACAAUUUCUCCUCCUUUUCCAUUUAAGAAUUUUAAGGGGUUCAAGGAUAAAAUCAUCUUAGAGUGCGCUCUGGGCUCAGCUGUAGGCUUUUGGGCUGUACUUGCUUACAUAGGACUUCUGGCCAUGUUAUGUUUUAUUCUUGCUUUUCUGGCUCGGAAACUGCCUGAUAAUUUCAAUGAAGCCAAAUUUAUUACUUUCAGCAUGCUGAUAUUCUGUGCAGUAUGGAUCACUUUUAUCCCAGCGUAUGUCAGCUCUCCUGGGAAGUUCAGUGUUGCUGUGGAGAUAUUUGCUAUUCUGGCGUCAAGUUUUGGACUGCUCAUUUGUAUUUUUAUUCCAAAAUGUUACAUUAUCUUACUGAAACCAAAGAAAAAUACAAAAAAGAAUAUGAUGGGGAAGGGGGAAAAAUCUUUCUGAAAACUUAAAAUAAUAAUAAUAAAUAUAUAUUUACUGUAUAUAUAUAUAUAUAUAUAUCAAAUGGUUUAAGCGUAUUUUAUACUGUAUUUGAGACAUCAACAUAAAGAUAUAUUAUUUAAUUAUAUAUUUCACCACCCCAGCCCGACUCUGUUGCUCUGUUUUGGUGUUACAACCAGCAUCUUUAUUGUUUUGUCUUUCACCACUCUCAGCUGCAACAGGCGGUAUUCAACAAAACAAAUGUAAAAAGCUCCUGUACGCUACCUGCCCAGCACCAAAUGUCAGACAGACAAAGUUAGCAACUCGCUGGUGAACAAAAUAGAGCAUUUAGCAGCUAAAGAGUUGGUGGACACCAAAACAGAGCUAAGAGGUGAGUAAAUAUAUAGUUGUGUUAAAAUUAUUGUAAGUUAUAAUAGUGACACCUAGUGGUUCUUAUGGUUAUGCUUUUGUAAGCUAGGUACUCUACGAGCACUGAUGUCACCUAUUGGCUCCUUUAACCUUAAACUUUAAACAGGAAGUUGGUGCACAAGCCAUGGAAAGUAGUUUUCUUUCUUUGUUUCCGUUUAUCUGUGUAAAUCAGCAACAUCUACAUACAUUUUAUGCCUUUGGUUGCAUCUUAGGUAUUUAAUGUCAUUUUGUGUUUAUUCACCCUUCAUAGUUCAAGGUGUCUCAUUUGUAAGCCUUGUAAGUGUGAUAUUUUAUAUGGCCAUCAUGUUUACUGAUGUUAUUCCAGCUAGGUUGUAAACCAGACUAUUAGACUAUUUUUAGUUUGUCAGUAAUUUGUGAAAGUUUAUAUUUAAAGCACUUUGAUAAAAUGCAUGUAUAUUGCUGUUUUUGGUACAGAUACACAAAUACCUAGAUAAACGUCACAAAGGUUAGAGCAAUUAAUGCUACACCUUUUAUUUAUAAUAAUUAAGCUUACACUUUUUUUGAUUUUUUAUAUGAAGCCGGGAUAAAUCCCACUCACAACAUAAGAUGCUAUUUUGUGGGGUUUGUAUUGUCUUUUCUGCCAUUUUUAAAAAAAUAAAAAAUAAAACAAAGCUCAGUGUUAUGCCCUGUCUAGGGGUGGCUGAGACACAACAUGAA
This is a messenger RNA of Siniperca chuatsi (mandarin fish), 3686 nucleotides long. Its product is annotated as extracellular calcium-sensing receptor-like. NCBI's taxonomy places the organism in Eukaryota, Metazoa, Chordata, Actinopteri, Centrarchiformes, Sinipercidae. The coding region runs from base 15 to 2603 and encodes 862 amino acids. The record is from RefSeq and is a predicted model, not a curated record. The transcript is spliced from 6 exons. Gene Ontology annotation, cellular component: membrane. Gene Ontology annotation, biological process: G protein-coupled receptor signaling pathway. Gene Ontology annotation, molecular function: G protein-coupled receptor activity.